Messenger RNA from Venustampulla echinocandica, 990 nucleotides. RefSeq lists its product as uncharacterized. Gene Ontology annotation, molecular function: procollagen-proline 4-dioxygenase activity; iron ion binding; L-ascorbic acid binding. The record is from RefSeq and is a predicted model, not a curated record. The transcript has 2 exons. Gene Ontology annotation, cellular component: endoplasmic reticulum. Lineage: Eukaryota; Fungi; Ascomycota; Leotiomycetes; Helotiales; Pleuroascaceae. Bases 1 to 990 code for a protein of 329 amino acids. Gene Ontology annotation, biological process: peptidyl-proline hydroxylation to 4-hydroxy-L-proline.
AUGUCCGCCAACACCAUCCUCAGCAAAAUGCGGAAUCAGGUGAAAUCUUCGAAAUCUUUGGAGUCCCGAUUCCCAGAUACCGUCCGAACAAACUAUACCUCUCUCCCAGUCUCCAUCCCUCCUGAUUUCCUCGGCCCUCUUGCAGAUACCUCCAAACCCACUGUUUCCAGGAUCGACUUCGCCAAUAGUCCGCUGCCAGAAUAUAAAUCCUUUUACGCCGUCGUCCUCGAUAACGUGCUCUCCGCCCAAGAAUGCCAGGAGCUCAUCCACAUGGCGGAGCAAUCGGCAGGGGCGCAUGGGAACGGCCCUGAGAAAAGCGUGGAGAACAAUGGUUGGCGCCCAGCCAUGGUAAAUGCGGGGUACAAUUUCGAGGUUUUAUCGCUGGAAUAUAGGAACUCUGACAGGAUAAUCUGGGAUAACCAAGAGAUAGCUCAUAGGCUGUGGCUCAGGGUUCUGCAAGGCGAGGGCAUGAAAGAGUAUUUCGAGGAAAUGGAAGGGGAGGAGUAUGCUCCGGUUAUUGGGCCUCGAUCUGUCAAGCUAGGAGAAAGGUGGGCUGUCGCUGAGAAGGGACUCAAUGAACGUUUGAGAUUUUUGAAAUACGGUGAAGGGCAGUUUUUCAGAGAGCAUUGUGACGGCACAUAUGAAACUCCAGAUGGUGCCUUUCGCUCCUUCUUCACAUUGCACCUCUAUCUGAACGAUUCCGCGCAAGCGCUCGGAAUCCCCGACUCUGAUACAGAAGGCGGGAAGGAUCCCGCAAAUGGGAUGCUUCGGGGAGGGUCUACGCCCUUCUUCUCGCAACGCAUGGAGGGAAGGAGGGUAGAUAUUGAUCCUAAGGCUGGGAGGGUGCUGAUUUUUCAGCACAAAGGAUUGCUGCAUUCGGGCGAUCUUGUUACUGCCGGAAUUAAGUAUACGAUGAGGACUGAUCUUAUGUAUGGAAUGGCUGGUAGUAGUGCUGAUGGGGCGGAUGGUGUCGAUAUUGAAUUUGGUUAG